Canis lupus familiaris (dog) is the source of this 6247-nucleotide messenger RNA. It is a transcript of the gene GRM7, whose product is annotated as glutamate metabotropic receptor 7. NCBI's taxonomy places the organism in Eukaryota, Metazoa, Chordata, Mammalia, Carnivora, Canidae. Gene Ontology annotation, cellular component: membrane. The transcript is spliced from 10 exons. Gene Ontology annotation, biological process: regulation of synaptic transmission, glutamatergic; G protein-coupled glutamate receptor signaling pathway. Bases 70 to 2790 code for a protein of 906 amino acids. Gene Ontology annotation, molecular function: group III metabotropic glutamate receptor activity. The record is from RefSeq and is a predicted model, not a curated record.
CCCGAGGGGCCCGGACCCCGGCGAGCCCGCCACCGUCCCCUCCAGCGCCGCCGCCGCCGCGGGAGCAGCAUGGUCCAGCUGGGGAAGCUGCUCCGCGUCCUGACUUUGAUGAAGUUCCCCUGCUGCGUGCUGGAGGUGCUCCUGUGCGCGCUGGCGGCGGCGGCGCGCGGCCAGGAGAUGUACGCCCCGCACUCCAUCCGGAUCGAGGGGGACGUCACCCUCGGGGGGCUGUUCCCGGUGCACGCCAAGGGUCCUAGCGGAGUGCCCUGCGGCGACAUCAAGAGGGAGAACGGGAUCCACAGGCUGGAAGCGAUGCUCUACGCCCUGGACCAGAUCAACAGCGAUCCCAACCUGCUGCCCAACGUGACGCUGGGCGCGCGGAUCCUGGACACUUGUUCCAGGGACACUUACGCGCUCGAACAGUCGCUCACUUUCGUCCAGGCGCUCAUCCAGAAGGACACCUCCGACGUGCGCUGCACCAACGGCGAGCCUCCGGUUUUCGUCAAGCCGGAGAAAGUAGUUGGAGUGAUUGGGGCUUCGGGGAGUUCGGUCUCCAUCAUGGUAGCCAACAUCCUGAGGCUCUUUCAGAUCCCCCAGAUCAGUUAUGCAUCAACGGCACCUGAGUUAAGUGAUGACCGGCGCUAUGACUUCUUCUCCCGUGUGGUCCCACCUGACUCCUUCCAAGCUCAGGCUAUGGUGGAUAUUGUAAAGGCCCUAGGCUGGAAUUAUGUGUCUACCCUGGCAUCUGAAGGGAGUUACGGAGAGAAAGGUGUGGAAUCCUUCACACAGAUUUCCAAAGAGGCAGGUGGGCUCUGCAUUGCGCAGUCUGUGAGAAUCCCCCAAGAGCGCAAAGACAGAACCAUUGACUUUGAUAGAAUUAUCAAACAGCUCCUGGACACCCCGAACUCCAGGGCCGUCGUGAUUUUUGCCAACGAUGAGGAUAUAAAGCAGAUCCUUGCAGCAGCCAAAAGAGCUGACCAAGUGGGCCAUUUUCUUUGGGUCGGCUCAGACAGUUGGGGAUCCAAAAUCAACCCACUGCACCAGCAUGAAGACAUUGCAGAAGGAGCCAUUACCAUUCAGCCCAAGCGAGCAACUGUGGAAGGGUUUGAUGCCUAUUUUACAUCCCGCACACUUGAAAACAACAGAAGAAAUGUAUGGUUUGCCGAAUACUGGGAGGAAAACUUCAACUGCAAGUUGACGAUUAGUGGGUCAAAGAAGGAAGACACAGAUCGCAAAUGCACAGGACAGGAGAGAAUUGGAAAAGAUUCCAACUAUGAACAGGAAGGUAAAGUUCAGUUUGUGAUUGACGCAGUCUAUGCGAUGGCUCAUGCCCUCCAUCACAUGAACAAAGAUCUUUGUGCUGACUACCGAGGCGUCUGUCCAGAGAUGGAACAAGCUGGGGGCAAGAAGUUGUUGAAGUAUAUCCGCAAUGUUAAUUUCAAUGGGAGUGCAGGCACCCCAGUAAUGUUUAACAAAAAUGGGGAUGCACCUGGGCGUUAUGACAUCUUUCAGUACCAGACCACAAACACCACCAAUCCCGGUUACCGUCUGAUCGGACAGUGGACAGACGAACUUCAGCUCAAUAUAGAGGACAUGCAGUGGGGUAAAGGAGUCCGGGAGAUUCCCCCCUCAGUGUGUACGCUGCCUUGUAAGCCCGGGCAAAGAAAGAAGACACAGAAGGGAACUCCAUGCUGCUGGACCUGUGAACCUUGCGACGGCUACCAGUACCAGUUUGAUGAGAUGACAUGUCAACAUUGCCCCUACGACCAGAGGCCCAAUGAAAACCGAACUGGCUGCCAGGAUAUCCCCAUCAUCAAACUAGAGUGGCAUUCCCCCUGGGCCGUCAUCCCUGUCUUCCUAGCAAUGUUGGGGAUCAUUGCCACCAUAUUUGUCAUGGCCACUUUCAUCCGCUACAAUGACACGCCCAUUGUCCGGGCAUCUGGGCGGGAACUGAGCUACGUUCUGUUGACUGGCAUCUUUCUUUGCUACAUUAUCACUUUCCUGAUGAUAGCCAAACCAGAUGUGGCAGUGUGUUCUUUCCGGAGAGUUUUCUUGGGCUUGGGUAUGUGCAUCAGUUAUGCAGCCCUCUUGACAAAAACCAAUCGGAUUUAUCGCAUAUUUGAGCAAGGCAAGAAAUCAGUGACAGCUCCCAGACUCAUAAGCCCGACGUCACAGCUGGCAAUCACUUCCAGUUUGAUAUCAGUUCAGCUUCUAGGUGUAUUCAUUUGGUUUGGUGUUGAUCCACCCAACAUCAUCAUAGACUAUGAUGAACAUAAGACAAUGAACCCUGAGCAGGCCAGGGGAGUUCUCAAAUGUGACAUUACAGAUCUCCAAAUCAUUUGUUCCUUGGGAUAUAGCAUUCUUCUCAUGGUCACAUGUACUGUGUAUGCCAUCAAGACUCGGGGUGUCCCAGAAAAUUUUAACGAAGCCAAACCCAUUGGAUUCACUAUGUACACGACAUGUAUAGUGUGGCUUGCCUUCAUUCCCAUUUUUUUUGGCACUGCUCAGUCAGCGGAAAAGCUCUACAUACAAACUACCACACUUACAAUCUCCAUGAACCUAAGUGCAUCAGUGGCUCUGGGGAUGCUAUACAUGCCGAAAGUGUACAUCAUCAUUUUCCACCCUGAACUCAAUGUCCAGAAGCGGAAGCGAAGCUUCAAGGCGGUAGUCACAGCAGCCACCAUGUCAUCGCGGCUGUCACACAAACCCAGUGACAGACCCAACGGUGAGGCAAAGACAGAACUCUGUGAAAACGUAGACCCAAACAGCUGGUCAGCAUGGCUGGACUAGGCUGAGAAAAAAAAAGGGAUGAUAAAAGGAAGAAAAGAAAGCUCUGACCAGAUAGAUAACUUAUCUGGGAGCUGGUUCCCUCAACUGCAACAGCUCAAGCAACUAAAACCCGACUGCCUUAAAUCAAGAGGCACCAGCACUCCCAUGUUCAGAGGUACCUGAAUUGUGAACUGGUCUACCAAAGGCUAUUGAAUCCACUGAAAGAGUGGGCAUAAUGUCUAUGGUCUCUAUCGCAGCCUCUUCUCCAAAAGGGAAAAAAAAGAAUAAAAGGAAUAUUGUGUGCACAUUUAUUUUAUACAUACCUAUAUAUUUACUUUUCCUGUAGACUGUAUACCACCAGUAAGAAAGAGUGUACAAAAGUCUGUUACUUGGUACACUAUCCCACCAACAGUAUAGCUUUUGCCUGCUUUCUAAAAGGUAAGAAACAAUCUAAUUUUUACUUGUUUGUAUGUUCUUGUCUCUACUGAGAAAAGAAGUGUUUCCAUGAAAACUGUGCAUGAUUACCUGUAAAUCUGUUUAUAUGAUGAAACAUGUUUUCAAAAUGAUCUGUUUGCUAAGCAUAGUGCAGACAGCGGCUGUGGGUCAUAUGCUUGGUCUCUUUGUUCUGGAGAACAUGUGUGUGGGUGUGUGUACAGUGCCUUUCCUAAGCAAGUAAACAACAAUGGUCUGGUCACUCUGUAUAUGGCCUACUUUAAAAUUACCGAUGGCGAGAGAUUAUUUUUAAAUGUGUAUUGUCAUGCUCUGGUUUUAGAAUGUAAUGUGGAAACUUACAGGGAAGAAAGGGAGAUAUUUUACAAGCCUAGCAAAAAUGUUUGUUCUGGUUUAUUUUUAGUAAAUUCAUUCCCAGAAAUGUAUUCAUUCAAAAAACAAUGAAUGGCCUUACCAUCUCAAACCCAAAAUAGUCUUGGUUCCUUCUUUACAGCAAAGGAAGAGAAAAGGCUUUGCUAGAUGAGCUUGAUAGUGUGCUGAAGAUGAUCUGUGGCUCAUAGUUCUGCCUUAGAGAAACACCGAACCAACUUCAGUCAUGUCACUGAGCAAAGAAAGCAUCAAUAAAAGACCUCAAGAAUCUAUAAUGAGUUUAACAUUAGUCAAACCCAGGAAUUGCCAAUAAACACCAAAGGUAUUCAAACUAAUAGCUUAGGUGAAAUGGUGAAUGAUGUGAUAUGUGAACUAGAUAUGGGAAUGAGCAGACAUAAGAAUAAUGAUUGAUUCUUUACUGAUGUUUAGUAUUUGGGGCUCUCAGUAAAAGAUAUAUGCUAUGUAUGAAUGUAUUAUUAUUGUUAUUCAUUAUUAUUUCACUACCUCCCUCCUUUAGCCUACACAAUAGUAUAACGUAGUGGAAAAGAACCCCUCUAUCGACAAGCAUCCUUAUCCAGCUGAAAAUCAAAGUAUUCCCAACUGUGGGAAAACAGACAGUGGGAAACAUGGUGUAGAGUUAUUAAAAUCAUGUGGUGGAGGGCAGCCCUGGUGGCUCAACAGUUUAGCACCGCCUUCAGCCCAGGGCAUGAUCCUGGAGACCCAGGAUCUAGUCCCAUGUCCGGCUCCCUGCAUGGAGCCUGCUUCUCCCUCUGCCUCUCUCUCUGUGUGUGUGUGUGUGUGUCUCUCAUGAAUAAAUAAAUAAAAUCUUAAAAAAAAAAUCAUGUGGUGCCGGUGAAUAAAAGGUUGCCUUUAGAUUUCCCUUAAACUUGCUACUAUUCUUUCAAAAUAGAGAAGCCUAUCUGUAGAAAGAUUCCAAGAGAGAGCAGACAGGUCCUGUCAUGGGAGGGAGAAAUAUUGCUUCGUAGUGUGGGCUAGUCUUCCUGUUUUCUAUGUUGCUAAAGUGGAACUUGUAUCAGAUCAUUGCUAGGUGCCUAAUCCACUUAGCACUGUAAGACAGGACAAGAGUACUUUCAGAGUAAUUAUAUUUUUUGUUGAUUUUAGAUGGGCCUACAACAAUGUCUUUAAUUUGGGAUAUAUUGUUCACACAUUUAUUUCCCUUUUCCGUAUCAACAUGAUCUGUCCUAGUUUUUUAAAUAGGGCAUUCUUUUCUCCCAGUGAAUAUAUAAUGGUAUUCCAGUGAGAUUUUUUUAAGUUUUUAUACUCCAAGGCCUUGUCAAAACACUGCAGCUCAUCACUUGAAUCGUCCUUUUACAUGAGACUCUCUGAGAAUAAAAGAGAAGGAAUUUUCCCUGGGUAAAGAUGAUAGAUUUAAUCUCAAUGCAUUAAAAAUUCUCUUUAGUUUCAUUCUAAGUUGAUUCCUUUUGGGUUAAAGAAUGCAAGAUGAAAAUGUUCUAAGUCAAUUUUUCAGUUAAAAAAAUACUUUCAGGAUGUGCUGUUUCAAAAUAAAGUUUUGGCUAGGAUUUUCUUGUUUCAAAGAUUUUGAUUGUUUCAUGCUCUCCUUUUCUGCCAAUGUGAAGAUGGCUUUACAAAUUAAUUAUAAUGAUCUUAAACUGCUGCUUAAAAAAUAAUUGGGAAGUUGACCUAAGUUACAUUUAUUCUAAGAGGGUAGUGAUUUACCUUGUUCAGGUUACAAUAAGACAAGAAAGCUUGGUAGAACAGUGAAGGAUGGUACGUAAAGUUGGGUGUUCAAAUCCCUUUGUAUAUUGUUUUUAGGCAGACAAAAUAGUAACAGAAAAUUUGUAGAUUUGACUAAACUUUUGUGCUUCUGGGCUAGUACGACUUCAGUUUCAUCCACCACACCCCAACAAAGGUGGAAUGUACAAAGGAUAUCAAGUACCCACUUGUAAGGGGUUGAAGGAAGCAGAUUCAAAUUCAGACAGACCAGAACCUAACUUGCUUUAAAAAUGCAUUCCAUCCCCUGCCUCUGUUGAACAGCAUUCUCUGACAGACACCAAAGGCCAGACAUGAGCUGAAUCAGCACUGCCUGCCAUCUCUUGUCUGAAUGUUUGUAGAUUUUACAACUCUGCAGAGGGUUAUCAAUCUAACGACAUUUGUUUUAAAAUGCAAUUAAGCAACAAAAACACAAUCAAUCUGGCAUCAUUACCAUCAUUCUUGGGCAGGAAAUAGGCUGUUUUGUUACGAGGUAAAUUUUCACACCACAGGAUGGUGUUCUCAUUUUUUAAAACUUGAACAGUUUAAUUCAGCCUUGCAAGUCAUAGUCCUGAGUCUUGUUUUUACAAGGUAUGUUCUUCUUACAAGCACAUUGGUUAUACUAUUAUUGACAUUUCACUAAUUUAUUAAAUGGUAUUGUAAAAAAAAUCAAUAAUCUCUUGUCUUUUAUAAUUACUAUAAUGGGGUUAUCUUAUAUUUUAAAGCUUUGCAUAACUGUGUAAGCCAAGUUUUCGUAUCAUGUUGAGACUCUCUCUCCUCUUUAACAUUCAAUGUGAUAUGUCUAACUGGAGACUCUGUCAAUUUAAAAUCCAUCUUGAAAAACUCUGUAAGUAUAGCAUAGCACAGAAUAUAUGUUAUGUGACCUUUGGCAUAGAAUCACCUUAGAAAUAAAUGCAGCUGUAAAUCU